This is a messenger RNA of Cornus florida, 3885 nucleotides long. Its product is annotated as nuclear pore complex protein NUP107. NCBI's taxonomy places the organism in Eukaryota, Viridiplantae, Streptophyta, Magnoliopsida, Cornales, Cornaceae. Gene Ontology annotation, molecular function: structural constituent of nuclear pore. The transcript has 24 exons. Gene Ontology annotation, cellular component: nuclear pore; nuclear pore outer ring. The record is from RefSeq and is a predicted model, not a curated record. Bases 156 to 3437 code for a protein of 1093 amino acids. Gene Ontology annotation, biological process: protein import into nucleus; mRNA export from nucleus; post-transcriptional tethering of RNA polymerase II gene DNA at nuclear periphery.
CACGUCCAUCGUUCGAACCUCCCUCUCGACCUUUUCACAGUGCGAAAGACGAAGGAAUUAAAACCCUUCCCGCGCUUAAACUCUAGGGUUUAAGAUUCACCGAGGCCAUCUCGAACCAGGAGUUUCAGAAUCUUCACUGACCUUGUUUCGCAGUAAUGGAGGUUGAUAUGGAGACUUCUCCGAGCUACUUAGAUCCCGUAGAUCUCAGUGCCAGAGAACGCUAUCGUCGAUAUGGUAAAAGGCACUCAGCUUCCAGCAAAUCACCACAUCAAGAAACUUCAGGUUCAAAGUUCAGUGAAGCCAGGCUAUUGUUCGACGGACAGAGUUUUCAAAGACGGAACAAUGCUGCGCUUUUUCUCGAAGAUAUUAAACAAGAGGUUGAGAUUUUUGACGCUGAUCACUCAGAAGGAACACCUGCAAAGACACAAUCUGCUGCCAAGAGGAGAUCUUCCAUAGAUAGUCGUGGAAUAUCUGAGGCAGAUGUGAUGGAUGAUUCAAUUCGACGAGCUGGAAGCUAUGCACUAAAAGCGUUUAAGCAUGAGGAUGAUGCGUUGGUGGAUGGUGGAGAUACAACCUUUACUUUUUUUGCAUCUCUUCUUGAUUCUGCUCUUAAAGAUCUGAUGCUUUUCCCAGAUUUGAUAUUACAUUUUGAGAGAUCUUGCCGCAAUGUUUCAGAGUCAAUUAGGAAUGAAUCUGAUGGAAGACACAGAAUUUUAGAGGACAAAUUGAUGAGGCAGAAGGCUCGGCUUUUACUUGAUGAGGCAGCUUCUUGGUCACUUCUUUGGUAUCUAUUUGGGAAAGGAAAUGAAGAACUCCCUGAAGAUCUAAUUCUGUCUCCAACGACUUCGCAUUUGGAGGCUUGCCAAUUUGUUGCGGAAAAUCAUACAGCACAAUUAUGCUUACGGAUUGUUCAGUGGCUUGAAGGGUUAGCUUCCAAGGCGCUUGAUUUGGAUAACAAGGUGCGAGGCUCUUGUGUUGGUACUUAUCUUCCCAGCUCUGGAGUUUGGCAUCAGACUCAACGGUCUCUAAAGAGAGGUGCACCAAAUCCAAACACUGUUCAUCAUUUGGAUUUUGACGCUCCAACGCGUGAGCAUGCUCAGCAGUUACCUGAUGACAAAAAACAAGAUGAAUCUCUUCUGGAAGAUAUCUGGACUCUUUUAAGGGCUGGGAAACUGGAGGAGGCAUGCGACCUUUGCCGGUCUGCUGGACAGCCAUGGAGAGCUGCAACUCUUUCCCCAUUUGGAGGAUUGGACCGAUUUCCAUCAAUUGAAGCCCUGGUGAAAAAUGGAAAGAGUAGAACUUUGCAAGCCAUUGAACUAGAAAGUGGCAUUGGUCACCAAUGGCGACUUUGGAAAUGGGCUUCGUAUUGUGCAUCAGAGAAAAUUGCGGAGCAAGAUGGUGGGAAAUUUGAAACCGCAGUCUAUGCAGCCCAAUGUAGCAACUUAAAGCGCACUCUUCCGAUUUGUACAGACUGGGAGUCGGCAUGCUGGGCAAUGGCCAAGUCAUGGCUUGAUGUUCAGGUGGAUUUAGAAUUAGCCCGUUUGCAACCAGGUGGGAUGGAUCAGUUUAAAAGUUACAAAGAGUUAAUUGACAGAAGUCUUGGACAGGGAAAUGGUGUUUCUCUGCCUAUAGUUGGACCAGAAAAUUGGCCCCUGCAUGUUCUAAACCAGCAACCUCGGGACCUUUCUGCUCUUCUUCAGAAACUCCAUUCAAGUGACACAGUACAUGAAGCCGUUGCUCAUGCAUGUAAGGAGCAGCAGCGGCAAAUUGAGAUGAAUCUUAUGCUAGGAGACAUACCGAAUCUGCUGGACCUUAUAUGGUCAUGGAUAUCACCUUCAGAAGAUGACCAAAAUAUCUUCAGGCCUCAUGGUGAUCCUCAGAUGAUCCGCUUUGGUGCACAUUUAGUGCUUGUGCUAAGGUAUUUGCUUGGGGAUCAAAUGAAGGAUGCUUUCAGAGAGAAGAUCAUGACUGUUGGUGAUCUCAUUCUUCACAUGUAUGCAAUGUUUCUAUUUUCAAAGCAACACGAAGAGUUGGUGGGAAUUUAUGCUUCUCAACUUGCACGUCAUCGUUGCAUUGAUCUCUUUGUGCACAUGAUGGAAUUAAGGCUGAACAGCAGCGUGCAUGUCAGAUACAAAAUCUUCCUUUCUGCUAUUGAGUACUUACCAUUUUCUUCUGAAGAUGAUUCAAAAGGCGGUUUUGAAGAAAUCGUUGAAAGGGUUCUUUCAAGAUCCCGAGAAAUCAAACCUGAAAAAUAUGACAAGUCAUCUGAUGUUGCGGAGCAACACCGGUUGCAGAGUCUUCAAAAAGCUAUGGUUAUUCAAUGGCUCUGCUUUACACCUCCCUCCACAAUUGAUGAUGCCGAGGCUGUUAGUGCCAAACUUCUUCUCCGAGCAUUGAUACAUGGCAAUGUCCUCUUCAGGGAGUUUGCUCUUAUUUCUAUGUGGAGGGUGCCUUCCAUGCCUAUAGGUGCUCACACAUUACUUAGUUUGCUUGCUGAACCUCUGAAACAGCCAACAGAGAAUCUUCUUUCCACUGAAGAACAUUAUGUUUCCGAGAAUUUAAGAGAGUUCCAGGACUGGAGAGAGUACUACUCUUGUGACGCAACGUAUCGCAACUGGCUAAAAUUUGAGCUAGAGAAUGCAAAGGUUUCUCCCCUUAAGCUGUCAGCUGAAGAAAAACAAAGGGCCAUUGGGGCAGCCAAAGAAACACUAAAUUCAUCACUCUCUCUGCUACAAAGAAAAGAAAACCCUUGGUUGGUUCUCACUGAAGACACUGUUUAUGAAUCAGUAGAACCUGUAUUCCUUCAAUUGCAUGUCAAUGCAAUGCUCUGUCUGCCUAAUGGCGAAUGUAUAUGUCCAGAUGCUACCUUGUGUGCAACAUUAAUGAGUGCUCUUUAUUCUUCAGUGAGCGAGGAAGUUGUCUUAGAUCGCCAACUAAUGGUGAAUGUAUCUGUCUCAACAAGGAAUAAUUACUGCAUUGAGGUUAUACUUCGUUGCCAAGCAACAGAGGGUGAUGGACUUGGGUCACAUGAACUCAAUGAUGGUGGUGUUCUUGCUUCUGUGAUUGCAGCUGGCUUUAAAGGGGAGCUUGCCAGAUUUCAAGAUGGCGUAACAAUGGAGAUCACCCGAUUAGAUGCUUGGUAUUCAAGCAAUGAUGGUUCUUUGCAAGACCCAGCAACAUACAUUGUGCGGGGCCUUUGUCGCCGAUGUUGUAUUCCAGAAGUCAUUCUUCGAUGCAUGCAGGUUUCUGUUUCACUCAUGGAGUCUGGCGAUCCAACUGAGUGCCAUGAUGAAUUGAUUGAGCUUGUCGCAUCCCCUGAAAAUGGUUUUUUCCAUUUGUUUAGUCAGCAACAAUUGCAGGAAUUUUUGCUAUUUGAGAGAGAAUACUCUAUCUACAAAAUGGAGCUGCAGGAGGAACUCUGUCCGACUUCAUAUUAAGUUAAAAUUAAGCUUCGUAGAGUUUGGUAGAUGGAUGUGAAGUGUACCGUCCUGCUGUAUUUUUGAAAUAGUUGUAUACUUUCUGAGUGCAUUUUGGGUGGGAAGGAAGUGUAGAAACCAUAUAUAUAAAUAUGUUUGUUGAGAAGCUGAUUGAUAAUGAUAGAUGCUAAAGAGCCAAGAAAACAAGAAGUGACUACUGAUAAGGGCGACCGGAGAUUGGCCUUCUUGGAAGGGCAACUUGCUACAAACCGGUUCACACAGAACACCAACCUCUGCCGGUCAUUUAACAAGUCAUGAUUGUACAUUGCUUGCUCACUUUAUUGCAAAAUGAACAGCUGAUUUAUAAUUUAUAAUUUUAUGUAGCAUUAUAAACUUCUCCAUCACCCCAAAUUUUGUUAAUGCAUUGUGUUGUAUAUUCCUGAAAAGGUAUUUCAUAGAUUGCAACUAA